Molecule: messenger RNA, 2571 nt
Organism: Rotaria sp. Silwood2
Lineage: Eukaryota; Metazoa; Rotifera; Eurotatoria; Philodinida; Philodinidae
Source: the annotation of a GenBank genome assembly
AUGCCACCACGAAGUCGGACUAUCCCAUUACCACCUCCACUUCCUCCAUCAACAAUGAAUCGAAAAAUAGAAAAAUUUCCUACAGCAUCAGCAUUUUCAGCAUCAAUUCAUCAGAAAGAUACUACAUUAACAUCAGGUAUUUCUUCAUCAUCUGUUGGUUUUACUGGAAUCUCUAAUCCGGCUAAUUCAUGUUUUAUGAAUGCUGCUAUUCAAUGUUUAUCUAAUACACGUGAAUUACGAGAUUAUUUUCUUGGAUCUUGUUAUUUAUCUGAAAUAAAUCUAACAAAUCCACUUGGUAUGAAAGGUGCGAUUGCUGAAGAAUUUGGUACUUUAAUUAAAAAUUUAUGGAAUGGAAAACUUAAUUGGACUAAUGGAAAUCAAUUACGAUAUUUUGCUGCUAAAAGACAUCAAGAAUUUGUUGGUAAUGGUCAACAUGAUGCACAAGAAUUAUUAACUAUUUUAUUGGAUGCUAUUCAUGAAGAUCUUAAUCGAAUAAAAACUAAACCUCAAGUACCACCAAUAGAAGAUCAAGGUCGAUCAGAUCAUAUUGUUGCUGAUGAAUAUUGGCGUGGUUAUUUAAGUCGAAAUGAUUCUGUUAUUGUUCAAUUAUUUACUGGUCAAUUUAAAUCAAAAACAAAAUGUCCACAAUGUCAUAAAGAAUCAAUAACUUUUGAUCCAUUUACAACACUUUCUGUACCAUUACCAAAGCGAACAGCUGUUGAUACAAUUGUUACAUUUAGAAAUGAUGAAAAACCACCAAUUAAAUAUCGUAUUAUUAUGUCAGCUGAUGGAUUAAUUAGCGAAUUUAAACGUGUGUUAUCUAAUAAAUGUGGUUUACCAGCGAAUAAAAUGAUAGCAUAUAAGAUUCGAGGUAAUCGUCCAGUAGAUCAUCUUAAAAAUGAUGAUCGACUUACAUCUACUGGUUAUUCAUGGAAUAAUAAUGAUAUUAUUUAUGUAACAGAAUUAUUAACAAGUGCUGAAUGUAAUAAUGAACCAAUCAUUCAAUUAACAUUUAUUCAACGUAUAUUUAAAUUACAUGAAUAUGUUGCACCAUGUGGUUAUUGUCAAGCAUCACCUAAUCCUCAUACUUCAUCAAUACUUUGUCAUAAUUGUUAUCAAGUGUCUUAUUGUGAUGAAAUAUGUCAAAAACUUCAUGCACAAGAACAUAAAAAUUAUUGUGGAUUUCGAUUAACAGACAAUUAUGAAGUAAUUGGUAUUCCAUUUGUUAUUUCAUUACCAGAAUCAAAAUUAACAUGUAAAAAUGUAUUUGAACAGAUUAGUAUUUAUGCUAAACGAAGUGUAGAUAUUCAUAUAGAACGUUCAAAACGUACUCGACGAUCAUUACCAUCAAAUGAAGAUUAUGAUCGUGUAAAUAGUGAUUUAGAAGAAGAUGAAAGAGAUGAUAAUGAUGAUGAAGAUACUUUUAGUGAUAUUGAAAAUGUUGAUUGGCCAACAAUAAAACAUACUCUUUCAUCAUCGGAUUCUUGGUCUAUAUGUCGUCUGGGUGAUUAUUUUGUUAAAACUGGUAAAAAUAAACGUCGUCGUUAUGAUGAACAAAAAAAUCGUAAAGAAAAAAUGAUAAAAAAUAACAAUAAUAAUAAUGAAAAAACAAUGAUAUCAAAUAGUGACAGUAAUAGUAGUACUGAAGAAUUUGAUAUGCUUGAUGACAUAUAUAGAAAUCAACCAUUAUUUCGUUUAAUGCCACAACCAUCAAACAGUCCAAAUAAUAAUACAAUUCAACCAAUUGUUGAACCAGGUGAUGAUGCUGAUAAGAUUUUACGUCGUUAUACUACAUUUUCAAUUGAUUGGUUUACAGAUAAUAAAGCUGAAGCACCAUUACGUGUUAUACCAUCAAAACAUCGUCAUGGUAUCAAUGGUCUUCUUGAAGAUGAUAGUGUUUUUAAUAUAUCUCCGGGUGAUCAAGAUCUAACACUUCAACAAUGUCUUCAAAUGUUUAUUGAACCUGAAGUAUUAGGUCCUGAUGAUAAAUGGUAUUGUCCAUAUUGUAAAGAACAUAUGCAAGCUGAAAAAAUUAUGUCAGUUUGGCGUUUACCACCAAUACUUAUUAUACAUCUUAAACGAUUUAAAUAUAAUCAUGGUUCAUCAUAUGGAUAUUUUUCUGAUUCAAGAGUUAAAAUUGAUACAAAUGUUAAAUAUCCAGUUCAUGAUCUUAAUAUGACUCCAUAUUGUUCAUCAACAACAGAUUCAUCUCAAGCUCGUUAUGAUUUAUUCGGCAUUAUAAAUCAUCGUGGUAGUGCAUGGUUUGGACAUUAUACAUCCUAUGCAAGACUUUUAUCUUAUAAUGAUUCAGUUAAAACUGAAAUUGGUUGGAGAAAUUUUGAUGAUGAACGCGUAUCAUCAUUAUCAUGUGAUAAAGACCUUGUUCGAUCUGAUGCUUAUGUUCUUUUUUAUCGUCAUCGUAAUUCACCAAUUAAUCUUGUUAUGAAUGAACAAAAUACAUCACCUACAUCAAUGGAUACAUAUAAAGAUACCAUAACAAUAGAUACAUACAAAGAUACAACAACAAUAGAAUCAUCUUCUAUGAAAGAUAUACAAGAUCUUUUACGUUAA